This is a messenger RNA of Notodromas monacha, 768 nucleotides long. NCBI's taxonomy places the organism in Eukaryota, Metazoa, Arthropoda, Ostracoda, Podocopida, Cyprididae. The record is from the annotation of a GenBank genome assembly.
UUACAUGUUUUUUUAUCGUUUAGGAAUGCCGGUUUGCAAUUGAUUGAUGCCCAGUUCGAUCGAAUCAUGGAGGCUCAGUACGAAGACACUGAGAUUGGUGCUCUGGAUGGAGAUGAAAUCGACGGCCGCAUGGAUCCAAAUUCUGAUUUUUUUCUGAAGUUGGCCGAGGAAUUCAAGGAAGCACAGGCCAGACGGGGCUUGUCUCCAACAGAAGAAAGGCAAGAAAUCUGCGAUGACGAUGAAAAAGAUGAACUGGUGGAAGUCGAGGAGAGCAAUUUGAUCGGAUUUGACUGUCAGUCCAUCCUCUCUUUGAGAACGAACGAUUCGAAAUACCAGCCAAGAGUGAUACGAGAAAAGAGAAUGAUCAAGAUCAACCGCAAGACUGGUAUCCCGGAAGGCGUUCUAGGUUCCAAUCUCACCGCGGAAAACCUGCAGCGUCUUGGGGAUGGAACUGGGGUGGCGAGAAUUUCCGAAAGAGCAGCGGAUGCCAUGUCACUCGUGAGUCGAAUUUCGGCCUUAUCCGUUCGCUCAAAAGCAGAGACGACGGAAGAACGUCGAAUGCGCAAGGGAAUGAUUAAGCAGUUGCGUCGAGAGCGCCGCGUGGAGAGGAAAGCAAACACGGAAGCCUUCAAGCUGGAGAAAAUGGCCCAAUUGCGAUCCAGCAUGAACAUUCGCGUGAAUUGUGUUGGAAAGCCGCUGGUGUGAAACGCGAAAGGGAUAUUGCCUAUUUGGAAGUCGCAAAAGUUUUUAUUGGUACCUAUCGGAGAA